CACAUGCGCCCUCCCUUCCAUCCUCUCUCUCUCUCUUCCCGGCACAGGAUAGUUGAGGCCUUAUUAUAGACAGGUUGUAAAACGGAGCAACCCAUUACAAGGAAAUCAUCGAAGACCCUGAGUUCUAGCUGAGACGCUGUCAAGGCUGCAAAGGAGUUCUCUUCUUCUUCCCUCAUCCAGCAGGCGGCGCACCUUUCAGUCAUCAGCUAUUUCCAGAUGAUCUUCGUUUCCUACGUAUCUUUUCAAGGAGUUCAGGUUCUUGAGUAUGCAUCCCUAAAUCAAGUUGCUAAAUGUCAUCAACUCACUCGGGUUGAGCCUGUUAAUGAGAAUACGGCGCCAAAAGAGAAGAAACCGGCAGAAAGGAGCCUCAACUGUAGACAGCGGAUCGGAUCUGACAAGAAGAGAUGACUACUGAUUACAUGGUAUGUGAAACAGAGGAAGUUAUAGUUGAAACAUCGGAACCGGACAGCAAUGAGUUUCUUUUCUGGAGACUAGAUGAAGACAUGGAAUCAAAGAUAGAGGCUCUGCGAAAUUGGGAACGCAAAGUCACUUGCCGCACCUUAUGCUCAUGCUAUCCAGCACAAGCAUUACAAGUCUGUGAGCUUUCUAUUUCUACCAAAGAAGACAGGAUAAUAGCUAGUAGCCAAGCAUAUAUUUUCGGUUCCUUUGCAAUCAGGGACCACUAUGACAGACGACGGAUAAACAUCUUCAACCGUGAAAGGACAAACCCAGUUCGCAUCGAUUUUAGUAACGGCGUUGGAAAAGUGAGAAUAACUAAUCCUCGCCGCGGCAUACUUUAUGGUAAUCUCGCUUUCGAUUAUGACUUGAACGUUAUAUACACUACACUGGAAGGCUACAAGAAGGAAGAGAAGAUAAACGGGAAGGCAUUGUAUAACGGGAAGAAACAUCCUUACUCUAGCCGCCCCGAAACCAUGCGUGCAUCCAUUCCUAUAAAAAAUGACAGCAACAUGAAAGAAAUAAAUCUGAAGUUCAUUCGAUUCCCUCAGGGAAUUGAGGCUGGAAUUAACAUUGAACCUCCAGAAGGCUUGAAUUUCCGUUUAACUGCACGCAUGGGUGAUCUUCCUAAUGAGAUCAUAGUAUUUGACAGCAAAUAUGAUAUGCCAAGGGGUGAUGCUUAUCACAAUUCACUAAAGUUUGUGCUUGUCGUGCCAUGUUUGGAUAUCUUGGAACUCAAAUAUACCGAGCAUAAUCAGCAACCAGAUGAGCAGCCGAAGAUAUGUACUUUCAAUUCGUUGUACCAUGGUUUUAUCUCAGAAGUCAUAAUCCUCAAAUAUGGCACGAUCAAGAUGGAAAUCAAAUGGUCGAGAAUGUAGCUGAUGGUAAAAUUGAAACGACAGCAAUGGCAACAACCUGAACAAUUUGUUAUUCGCUUUCCGGCCCUUCUAGUAGAGGUUCUUUUGAGGACCAAAGGGCAUUAUUAUCGGUUCAAUUUGUUCUUCCGCAAGGAGUACCAUGCAUUAUCUAUUUACAAUUUAAUCACAGUAUCUGUUCUGAAGACUUUGUAAAAUAAUGUAUAGGAGUGCAAUCGGAUCAGAUACCAACAGUGAUUGCAGAUCUCACAUUUGUUUCUAUAAUUUUCUUCACAGUCUAUGUGUGGGACAUCGAUAUAUAGUGUUCGGAUAUAGAAACAAUGCGCGUGGAUUGUCUCAUA
Molecule: messenger RNA, 1672 nt
Organism: Panicum virgatum (switchgrass)
Lineage: Eukaryota; Viridiplantae; Streptophyta; Magnoliopsida; Poales; Poaceae
Exons: 4
Coding region: 405-1334 (309 amino acids)
Source: RefSeq, a predicted model, not a curated record